Molecule: messenger RNA, 706 nt
Organism: Ostrea edulis (European flat oyster)
Lineage: Eukaryota; Metazoa; Mollusca; Bivalvia; Ostreida; Ostreidae
Exons: 2
Coding region: 149-502 (117 amino acids)
Source: RefSeq, a predicted model, not a curated record
CAGCCAAUGAACAAUCGUCUGACAUGCCGUCAAGUCGACGAAGGUGUCAAAGGUUUCCGUCUUCGCUAUCAUUUGAAUUGAUAAUUACAAGAUCUUGCAUCACGUAAAUAACCGUCUCUUCCCUUCUGGUAUCUCGGAAUACAACGAUAUGAAGGAGGUACUAGUUGCCCUGGUUACUUUGUGCAUAGUGACCCAGGUGUACAGUGAAAUUCUUUUGUCUGACAAAACCUAUGUUAACGGUGUCCUAGUGGCGGAUCGAGAUGUCCCACCGGUCCGGAAGCGGAACUUGCAGCGCGUAUGGGUGGACGAGGCAGUCAGCGUCAUGUCCAUGGGAGAGAAUCCAAAACCCCUAUACGUAGGCAAUGCUGUCGUCAUGCAAUCACAUGACUACAAAGAUGGCGCCUUCUUCCCCAUUGGACCAAAAAAGACUUUUAAAGCGUUUUAUUUCCGCAAUCAGCCUCCCAUUCCGCGAUCUAUCAUGGCUAAGGCUGGACUGAUAUGAACAUGUUACAAAUUACAAUUACAAUGUUUAACUGCAUUACGACUUAAGUGGUAUAUAUAAUAUACUUAAUGUUUAGAGUACUUAAAUCAUUUAUAAUGAACUUGAUACUUAAAAUACCAAAUAUCCGUGCGGUAAAGUUUUCUGCGAAUCAUUUUUCCAUGUAAUGAACAGCUUUUGUGUAUUGAAUACAUGAGCUGAAUUUGA